Messenger RNA from Symbiodinium sp. CCMP2456, 227 nucleotides. Lineage: Eukaryota; Dinophyceae; Suessiales; Symbiodiniaceae. The record is from the annotation of a GenBank genome assembly.
GUGCCAAGAGAGAUGCUGCAAGACAGGCGCACGAGGCGAAAGUGAAAGCCAAGCAGGACAAGGAAGACGCACGCCGAGCUGCGGCAAAGGCAAAGCGGGAGGAGAAGACGAGGCAACUGAUCGAAUCCAUCGCCGCCGAGAUUGACGAGUCCGAGGAGAAGGUUUACGGCGACACGUGCGGCGAUCUUUGCCAGGAGGACGGCACGUUCGCCGUCACAGAUCCACAG